Molecule: messenger RNA, 450 nt
Organism: Colletotrichum navitas
Lineage: Eukaryota; Fungi; Ascomycota; Sordariomycetes; Glomerellales; Glomerellaceae
Exons: 1
Coding region: 1-450 (149 amino acids)
Source: RefSeq, a predicted model, not a curated record
AUGACGGGCGCCGCGCGCAAGAAGCGAAACCUCCAGGCCCACGUCUCCAGGAUUACCAAGGGCCUCCCUAGUACGCCGCAGACGUCAGACCCCGAGGGAGGACGUACGCCGGCCACCAACGACAACCCUGCCACCGGGUCGCGUAACCAAGCAGCCUCGGCGUCGCAAGCCCCCAACGGCGACAAAGACGACAAGGGUGGUGUAAACACCACCUCGCGCGAGGGUCAGUUGGUGGCCUUCGAUUACCACAACUUCGUCCUCCAGGACGUCAACACGGAGGAGGCCGCCGCCAUUGCCUCCAUCAAAGAGGCCGAUCUUUCCGCUGCCCUCAUUGCCCACGCCGAGGACCCCGAGAGCAACGCCGCUGCCCCCGUCGACCGCAACGCUCUAGACAAGAAGGCCAAGGGCAAGAACGUCGUCACCCACGUCGACGAGGAAUCCAACGCCUAG